Molecule: messenger RNA, 2296 nt
Organism: Orbicella faveolata
Lineage: Eukaryota; Metazoa; Cnidaria; Anthozoa; Scleractinia; Merulinidae
Biological process (GO): G protein-coupled receptor signaling pathway
Cellular component (GO): plasma membrane
Molecular function (GO): G protein-coupled receptor activity
Source: RefSeq, a predicted model, not a curated record
UUACUCGGGUCAAUUUAAAAAUAUCUUUUAAGAUCUUGGUUUUAUUUUACAUUUGUACAAAGUAACGCCGAGAAAACAUUGGAGAACCACUAAACCUCGCUAGCAAUGAUAUGAAUCACAAACAAAACGUAUAAAAUAACGAGCGAACGUCGAUGCUUUGUUUUGAAUAUCCACAACAAAGAAAGAUUGUUUCUCCUCUGCUGUUAUCACCUGCUGUGUUGUGAGGAUAGGAAAUAUAAUUGUGCCUAGUUGACCUCCAUUCAUUGAUGAGGUAAUUUCCGCACAAAAUCGUCUGAAGAAAACAGCGCAGGCGUUUAAUUAAGUUAUAUCAAGUGCCUUUUUUGUCAAAACGAUCACUUUUUGGUGCCAAGUUGACGACGUUUUGGUCAAAAGAACUCUGUAUAUAUAAAUUCCGGUCUAUGCUAACCACGGUAAACAUAUCAGCGAACAGACCGAACAAAACUUGCGUUGGACGCGAUCGACAGUAGAACGCGACAUUUUUCAAGAUGGCUGGAGAGGUGAUUCACUUGGCAAGUGCUGUAUGCCUAUCCAUUUUAUCUGUUACCACAGUUACAAGCAAUGUUCUUUUCCUUAUUGCUAUUUGGAAAGAUCCACUGAAUUGUUUUAGUGCCCCUACAACAAGUUUUAUUGUGGGAAUAAGCCUGGCAGAUUUGAUAACUGCUCUAACGACGGAGCCAUUUUUCGCAGCGUACUACUACGUUUGGUACUCCGAAGGAAUAGACGAGGUUAAUAGCGCUUUAAAAACGCUUUUUAAAGCAGGAAGCAACAUCUCCACCGUGGCUAUCUGCUAUUCAUUCCUGAUUGUUUUGGCCUUAUCUUGGUCUCAGUACAUCGCAAUCAAAUGCCCGCACAGUUUCAAAAGAAUAGUCACCAAGAGAAACGCGAUUAUUUUCAGUUUACUGAGCUUGUUUUAUUUAAUCUGCUUCACAUCUCUGCAGUUCAUGGGAAUGGAUCAAUACACCUUUCUUAAAAUUAAUCUGGCUGUAAAUUCUUCGUUCCUGUCAGUGAAUUUGAUGGUAAUCUUGCUUUUAUUGAAUGCAGCUUUUAGACGCCAUGUUAAGCGAGGGCGCGCUUUUCAAAUGCCGGCACAACAAUCUUCUCCAAGACGCAAUCGGAAAACUCGCCGUGAAAACCUGCAGCAACAGUUUACGGCUGUAGCAAUGUACCUGGCAGCUAUCCUCCUCUUGUCUGCCUUACCACAUGUGAUAACAGCUCAGAUAUUUCUUUAUUCGUCCAACCAGUUAUCUCCACAAGUUAUUAAAAAUUUUCAGAUAGCUUUAGAAAUCUCUGAUCUGCUGUUAUUUCUCAAAGUUUGUCUCGAUACUUUUGUUUAUGCCUGGCGCCUACCAACUUAUCGCCGAACAAUAAAGAUGCUCUUUUUUCGUCGAGAAACGGAUAGAAAUAGGUUCGUAAAUAAUAGAAAUGCUAAUAUCUCUAUAGAUAUUUCACUUUCUCCACAGUCAUGACUGUUUUCUUUAAUUAUAAAAUAACUAGAACAAUUAACCCAAAUAAAUGAACUUAGAAACAGUUUGAAUUCAAAACAAGUUUCCAACCAAGAGUGGGCGAAGAUAUUUUCAUGGCGUAGUUAGCGUUCUUUUCUACAUUCUGAGUUCAUGUAUUCUUUUUGAAGUUCAGAUUUUUUAAUUUCCAAAGGCUGUUAGACCCGUGUAAUCAAUGCUUGUCUUUUGUUGUUUGGACAGUUUGACACGUACACUUAAAGAAUGUAUUAAUAUUACUAUUUUGCAGCCGGCAUAACACCUUUUCUUUGAAAUCAAAAUCCCAAGAAAAUCGAUUAAACAAUCCAUGCUACCAGAAAGAAAAAACAAACAAAACUCAUUUUUUUUUAAAGAAAUUAGAAAGUAUUGUAAGCAGCACACGGGAUGGACCCAAGCUUCGUGGAGCACUGAAGUAAUAAAGAUAAUUAGUUCCAGUAAUUUGAAGUAAUGAAAAAACUGAUCGACCUGGAAAACUGGCAUUGAGAAGACAUGUUUGUGCAAGACACCAAGAAACACGUUUUUUCGUCUACUCCUCUUCCCAGUUCCCGCCUUACCCUUCUCUGCAAACAAUUCCUGUGGAAUGAUCGAGCGAUUUGAACAGUUUGCUCAAAAGCGAGAAAAACGCUCACAGUAUUUUAAAUAUUGAGUCUAGUUUAAUUGCUUUAUUGGCACAUUUAAGUCCGGACAAAUAUUUCAUUUCCUUACUACAAGUGGUAGUUUGCUUUGAACUUCCUGGUGGUGAACGUUUUCAAAACUGAAAAAUCUUUCAGUCUACAUAG